Odontomachus brunneus is the source of this 1514-nucleotide messenger RNA. RefSeq names its product tRNA methyltransferase 10 homolog A. Gene Ontology annotation, molecular function: tRNA binding. Gene Ontology annotation, cellular component: nucleus; nucleoplasm. The record is from RefSeq and is a predicted model, not a curated record. NCBI's taxonomy places the organism in Eukaryota, Metazoa, Arthropoda, Insecta, Hymenoptera, Formicidae. The coding region runs from base 429 to 1259 and encodes 276 amino acids. The transcript has 7 exons. Gene Ontology annotation, biological process: tRNA N1-guanine methylation.
CGCGGAUCAGAUCAUGGCGGUAAACUCGAUCCGCUCAGCGUAGAGGUUACGAUGGACGCAGCUGCUGCUUUUAUGGUAGCCAGAUUCGUUGUAUGUCUGCCUUUAAUCAUCAUUUUCGUUGGAACGAGUGAAUGUUGACUAAAAUCGACAUCAACUGCAACGUUUGAAUUUUCGCGGUGAACUUGAUAAGUCGACGGCCGUGCCAUCUAACGACGUCGUGGAAAAACCUGUUGCGUCUAAUAUCACCGAGUUCAGUCAAAAUAAAGGAAGAAGAGAAGAAUCACACGCGUUCAAGUUUCACGAUUAUUUAACAAUAUGGAUAAUGUAAAUUCUACAGAAAACAGCGAGACCGUAAUUGUAAAUAAGUUACUCGAGCUACCGAGGGUUUUGAGCAAGAGUCAGUUGAAAAAAGUGAAGAAACGGGAGAAAUGGCUGAAGCGGAAAGUUCAAAAAAGUGCAGAUUACAAGAGAGAGCUAAAACAAGGGAGAAACGUGCCCACGCACGUGCGAAUAACUUGAGCCUGGGCCCGUCUAGGAAGUUUCUAAAGAGAAGUACCAUGGCAGCCAGCUCUUGCAAGCUCACAGUGACCAUUGAUUUGUCAUUCGAUGAGUUAAUGAUCGAUAAGGACAUUGCUAAGUUAACAAAACAAAUACUAAGGUGCUAUACUUUGAAUAGAAGAGCAGCAGCCCCUUUGCAAUUUUCUCUCUCCAGUUUCACUGGUAAAUCCAGGGACGACAUGGAGAAGCACAAUGGAUAUGAACAUUGGGAUGUGAACUUUCAUACAAAGUCAUAUAUAAAUAUUUAUCCUAAGGACAAAAUCAUUUAUCUCACGAGUGAGUCAGAAAAUGUGAUAGAGCGCUUGGAUCACGAUUUCAUCUAUGUCAUAGGUGGUUUGGUUGACCAUAAUUUUCACAAGGGUAUCUGUCACAAACUAGCGAAUGAGGCAGGCAUUAGGCACGGGCGAUUACCAUUGGACAAAUUUCUACAGAUGAAAGCGAGGAAAGUCUUGACUAUAGAUCAUGUCUUUGAAAUAUUGUUGAGAAUAACCGAGGGCGAUACUUGGCAAGAGGCGUUUUUGAAAGUAUUGCCGGAGAGAAAAAACGCUCAACCGAUCGUUCUUGAGCAAUGCCAGAAGCAGGAAGAAUCGUCGGACUCGAAGUCCACCGACGCGCGCGAUACGUCGCUGGUAAGCGCGCAGGUUUCCGACGAAACGACCGACCGGCUUGACUGCAGCGUGGAAGUGAACGUCGCAGAGUAGAGGCUGCGCUCAGCAUGAGUGCUGUAGCUAAUUAAUCGCCGUAGGUCGGAUCAAGCGCAUGACUGCAUGACUGACUUCGGAUAAAACGUUUGUACACAUGUGCAUAUUUAUUACAUCGCAAAUGUACAUAUUCCUCUAUUACUGUUAAAAUAAUAAAUACGAUUGUAAUACAGUACGAGUGUGUCAGGUGUCAUACAGUACACGUAUCAUCAGGUACACCUAUCUGUCUAAAUGAAUAAAAUUUGGUUUCUCUCA